This is a messenger RNA of Penicillium manginii, 1935 nucleotides long. RefSeq lists its product as uncharacterized. Gene Ontology annotation, biological process: protein phosphorylation; mitotic cell cycle; regulation of cytokinesis. The coding region runs from base 1 to 1935 and encodes 644 amino acids. Gene Ontology annotation, cellular component: spindle pole body; nucleus; spindle pole. Lineage: Eukaryota; Fungi; Ascomycota; Eurotiomycetes; Eurotiales; Aspergillaceae. The transcript has 3 exons. The record is from RefSeq and is a predicted model, not a curated record. Gene Ontology annotation, molecular function: ATP binding; protein kinase activity.
AUGGAGGCUCUUUCCCCACGCUCGACAAACCAGAUGAUCCGGCCCAAACCUAUUCCCGAGCGCAAAAUGACCGAUAAGAAUGCCGCGGCUGGUCCCGUGCAGAAAUCCUCGUCUUCCAAGAACCAUGCCGACCCACCUCCAUCUUUCGUACCGGAGCCAGAGGAGGGUGGAGAGCGAUACUCGAUCGGCGGAUUUUUGGGUAAAGGAGGGUUUGCUGUUUGCUACGAAGGGACACUCGCUCGGAAUGGUCGACUGUUCGCUAUGAAAGUAGUCAAGUCACAAAUGCCCCAGAAAAAGAUGGAGGAGAAGUUCCGAACAGAACUUCAAAUUCAUUCCAAAAUGCGCCAUCCCUUCAUCGUCCAAUUCUACCGAGCCUUCGCAUUCGAGCAAAGCACCUAUGUCGUUCUAGAGCUAUGUCCGAACGGAUCAGUAAUGGAUAUGGUAAAGAAACGACGGUCCCUUACCCUACCCGAAGUACGACGAUUCAUGAUUCAGCUUUGCGCUGCCGUCAAAUACCUCCACAAAAGAUUUGUCGCUCACCGUGACUUGAAAAUGGGGAACCUGUUCCUUGACCACAACAUGAACAUCAAAGUUGGAGAUUUCGGACUAGCGGCAAUGAUUCUGUCAGAUAAAGACGCAAAGCGUCGAAACACACUAUGCGGUACACCCAACUAUAUUGCACCGGAGAUCCUCGAUAAGAGCAAAGGUGGACAUACCCAGAAAGUCGACAUUUGGUCCUUGGGUGAGGAGAUCUAUAAGAAAGUGCGGAGUUUGGCAUACGUCUGGCCAAAGGAAUCAGACCAUUCGAACUUUAUCCCCGAGGAGGCCAAGGACUUGGUUAGCGCUUGCUUGAACCUGGUGGACGAGGAACGCCCCGACCCCGACGAUAUUGUCGAGCAUCCAUUCUUCGAUAUGUAUGACGGUUGCAUUCCCCGCCAACUUGACCCGUCAUGCCGUUUCAACAAGCCGGUCUGGCUUAAGGACCAAGCGCCGCUUGGAGACUCUAUGAUGAAUGGAUAUGGCUUGGACUCCGAUGAGAAGCUACGAUCAUAUGUAUACCAAGUUGAUGAUCCCACUCAAAGAUACCAUUCUUGCAAGGCGGCUUUCUACUCACUAUGUGGAGUCGGGCGAAAGCCUGACGGAACACCGCGCAAGUCUGUUGGUCGCAACUGCUCGAAAUCAGCGUAUUCCGAAUGUGAGGCUGAGGACGCCCGCGGCUUACGACCAGCCGUUCCCUUGCCAAUGGACUUUGUAUACCAGUGGCCACAUGACUUGGAAGGGGAUUGGUGUCUAGUGGAAGCCGCUCGGAGACCAAUCCGUGCGGAGAACCCCGGCCUUGACAACAGUACUCUAUCUCAGCGCAGUACGGCCUCAAUUCGCAGCAACAGUACUGUCGCAACAUCGAGAACCAAUGUGGCACUCGCUGCCGCGCAUCAGCGCAGACUGGAAACCCAAAAUCACGCCGCUACGCUUCGCCAACAAAUUCGACCUGGGAAUCGAACCGUUAGACAUAUCCCAUCGGUCGAUGUACUUUCUGAGGCAGCAAGUAGACCUUACCGUGACAUGGAGGCCGAGCCAGUACCAGCACCGGCACCGGCACCGGUACCAGCAUUAGAAAAUGUGCCGGUUCUUGAAAAGGAGCCAUCUGCUGGUGGACUAGCAGAGCGUCCGAUUCGUACGCGGAGGAUGGCCUCGGCGUCUAACGCCCCGACCUUGCGUGAGACGGAAAGGGGUGCGGCUGUUCCCCAACUUUCCAAGUCUACCAGUAUGCCAUCUGGACUGACUAUCGGUAAAACCCGAUCCCAGUCGCGCCGGAUGGCCACUGGAGAGGCGGUUAAUUACCCCCCCCGCGCCGACAACACAACAAAAACUGGCGGCACUACCGGAAGAGCGUCGAGCUGUCAGUCGCUCGACGACGUUGAGAUCCACAUCUAG